Drosophila virilis is the source of this 1444-nucleotide messenger RNA. It is a transcript of the gene Gmd, whose product is annotated as GDP-mannose 4,6 dehydratase. Gene Ontology annotation, molecular function: GDP-mannose 4,6-dehydratase activity. The record is from RefSeq and is a predicted model, not a curated record. Gene Ontology annotation, cellular component: cytoplasm. Gene Ontology annotation, biological process: GDP-mannose metabolic process. Lineage: Eukaryota; Metazoa; Arthropoda; Insecta; Diptera; Drosophilidae.
AAAAGAGUAUUAUAGUUUUGAUGCGGGUGGCAACAUUUCCCACAGCAGAUAAAGAAAAAUUGUUUAUACCCUGCACCAAAGCGACGAUUAGCAGAAAACAGAGUUUCGUCAAAGCUCAGGCAGCUAACAUGUCCACAAGCGAUGGAGCUACGGGAAGCAAACAAGCGCGCCUGGUUAGCAAUCACAAUAGCAAGGAUUUGAAUGGCACAACAAGCGGAGGUGAUGCAGUCAACGCUCGUGACAAAGUGGCGCUAAUAACCGGCAUAACGGGACAGGAUGGCUCAUAUUUGGCCGAGUUUUUGUUGAAGAAGAACUAUGAGGUGCAUGGGAUCAUUCGGCGCGCCAGCACCUUUAACACAACACGGAUUGAGCAUUUGUAUGCGGAUCCGAAGGCGCACAAGGGCGGACGCAUGAAAUUGCAUUAUGGCGACAUGACGGAUAGCAGCAGCCUGGUGAAGAUCAUUAACAUGGUUAAGCCAACAGAGAUUUAUAAUCUGGCUGCACAAUCGCAUGUGAAGGUUUCAUUUGAUUUGAGCGAAUACACGGCAGAGGUUGAUGCCGUUGGCACGCUGCGCAUUCUGGACGCCAUACGCACUUGUGGCAUGGAGAAAUCGGUUAAAUUCUAUCAGGCCUCCACGUCCGAGCUGUAUGGCAAGGUUGUGGAGACCCCACAGAAUGAACAGACGCCAUUCUAUCCACGUUCGCCUUAUGCUUGUGCCAAGAUGUACGGCUUUUGGAUAGUGAUCAAUUAUAGGGAGGCCUACGACAUGUUUGCCUGUAAUGGUAUACUCUUCAAUCAUGAGAGUCCACGGCGUGGUGAGAAUUUUGUGACACGUAAAAUAACGCGAUCUGUUGCAAAGAUAUUGCUCAAUCAAAUGGAAUACUUUGAGCUGGGUAAUCUGGACUCGAAACGUGACUGGGGUCAUGCCAGCGACUAUGUGGAGGCCAUGUGGAUGAUGCUGCAGCGCGAUGCGCCAGCCGAUUUUGUAAUUGCCACUGGCGAGACGCACAGUGUGCGUGAAUUUGUUGAGGCUGCAUUUAAGCACAUCGGACGCGAGAUCACGUGGCGUGGAAAGGGUGUUGAGGAGGUGGGCGUAGAGCGCAACACUGACAUUGUGCGCGUGCGCAUCAAUCCUAAGUAUUUUCGGCCCACAGAGGUGGAUCUGCUGCAAGGCGAUGCCUCAAAGGCUAAACGCGAACUAAACUGGACGCCAAAAGUUAGUUUCUUGGAGCUCGUGAGCGACAUGAUGAACGCCGACAUUGAGCUAAUGAAAAAGAAUCCCAUUGCAUAGUGGGAUGUAUCACGACUUGGCAUAAACUGGCACAAAGUUUGAUUUAUACAUAUAUACAUAUAUAUAGGAUAUAGACUUAAGUAUUUAAAGUGUUUUGUGUAUGUGUGUUUCUCGACGGGAUUUGCAAUCAUUCCUUUGUUUUCUAUGCCGUA